Phasianus colchicus (ring-necked pheasant) is the source of this 5406-nucleotide messenger RNA. RefSeq names its product frizzled class receptor 3 (gene FZD3). Gene Ontology annotation, biological process: canonical Wnt signaling pathway; non-canonical Wnt signaling pathway. Lineage: Eukaryota; Metazoa; Chordata; Aves; Galliformes; Phasianidae. The record is from RefSeq and is a predicted model, not a curated record. Gene Ontology annotation, cellular component: plasma membrane. Gene Ontology annotation, molecular function: Wnt-protein binding; Wnt receptor activity.
GGCGGAGGCGCGGGGCGGGGCCGGGCGCUGCGGCGGGGUCGGGCGGGACGGAGGCGCGGCCGUUGCCUCCCGCCGCCACCUGAGGGAAGGAGCGGAGCUGCCGCGGCGGGACCCCGCGCUGAGCUACCUGACAGAGGAAGAAUGUAACCUGGCUGCUGUUCUAUCAGGAUGGAGUCAAUUGUGUGGGAAUGUGGUUAAACAUCUGAAUACCUUAACCUAAUGCACGGUGGUAAAGCAAAAUGCCUCAUACGUCUGUCUCAAAUGCAUCAUCUUCAGGACUGAGCUAACAAUGUUGUGCACUGAGAGUUUGUCAGUUUUGAAGAACCUAAACCAGGACUGCAAAUAACUGCUGUUGAAGCAAAAUCAGAAGGCAGGAGAAGAGUUGGAAGAGCUUUCUGGCUGGGCUCAGGGACUGGCCCCAUUCACGACGUGGAAGGAUGGCUGUUAGCUGGAUGUUCUGCUGCUUUUGGCUUUUGGAUGUCUUGGUGGGCUGCACAAGAGGGCACAGUUUAUUUUCUUGUGAGCCCAUCAUCCUGCGGAUGUGCCAGGAUCUGCCUUACAACACCACCUUCAUGCCUAACCUUCUGAAUCACUAUGACCAGCAGACAGCAGCAUUAGCAAUGGAGCCAUUUCAUCCGAUGGUGAAUUUGGAAUGUUCCAGAGAUUUUCGACCAUUUCUUUGUGCCCUCUACGCUCCCGUGUGCAUGGAGUAUGGCCGUGUCACUCUGCCAUGUCGCAGACUCUGCCAAAGAGCGUACAGCGAAUGCUCCAAGCUCAUGGAGAUGUUUGGAGUCUCUUGGCCUGAGGAUAUGGAGUGUACCAGAUUCCCGGAUUGUGAUGAGCCAUAUCCUCGUCUUGUUGACCUCAGUUUGGGUGGGGAGCCCACAGAAGAGGCCCCCAUGGCGGUACAGAGGGAUUAUGGUUUUUGGUGUCCUCGAGAGUUGAAAAUAGACCCCGAUCUGGGUUACUCUUUCCUGAGGGUACGGGACUGUUCCCCUCCUUGUCCAAAUAUGUACUUCCGGCGUGAAGAGCUCUCCUUUGCUCGCUACUUCAUCGGAGUGAUCUCCAUCGUCUGCCUUUCUGCUACCUUGUUUACUUUUUUAACUUUUCUGAUCGAUGUCACAAGAUUUCGCUAUCCAGAAAGACCGAUAAUAUUUUACGCCGUCUGUUACAUGAUGGUGUCAUUAAUCUUCUUCAUUGGCUUUCUGCUUGAAGACCGAGUAGCGUGUAACGCGUCUAGUCCUGCCCAGUACAAGGCUUCUACAGUGACACAGGGCUCUCACAACAAAGCCUGUACCAUGCUUUUCAUGGUGCUCUAUUUCUUUACCAUGGCUGGCAGUGUUUGGUGGGUCAUUCUUACCAUCACGUGGUUCUUGGCAGCUGUGCCAAAAUGGGGCAGUGAAGCGAUCGAGAAGAAAGCGUUGCUCUUCCACGCCAGUGCCUGGGGCAUUCCAGGAACUCUAACCAUCGUCCUCUUAGCAAUGAAUAAAAUUGAAGGUGACAAUAUUAGCGGCGUAUGUUUUGUUGGCCUCUAUGAUGUGGAUGCAUUAAGAUACUUUGUACUUGCACCCCUCUGCCUGUAUGUUGUUGUUGGAGUUUCCCUUCUGCUAGCUGGCAUUAUCUCUCUCAAUCGGGUUCGCAUUGAAAUCCCAUUAGAAAAAGAGAACCAGGACAAGCUAGUGAAGUUCAUGAUCCGGAUUGGCGUGUUCAGUGUUCUGUACCUCGUGCCACUGUUGGUUGUAAUUGGCUGCUAUUUCUAUGAGCAGGCUUAUCGAGGGGUGUGGGAGACGACGUGGAUUCAAGAACGCUGCAGGGAAUAUCACAUCCCGUGUCCUUACCAGGUCACUCAGAUGAGUCGUCCAGAUCUGAUCCUCUUUCUGAUGAAAUAUCUCAUGGCUUUGGUAGUUGGGAUACCCUCUGUCUUCUGGGUUGGAAGCAAAAAGACCUGUUUUGAGUGGGCCAGCUUUUUCCACGGACGCAGGAAAAAAGAAGUUGUCAACGAGAGCCGUCAGGUGCUGCAAGAGCCAGAUUUCGCUCAGUCUCUUCUGCGGGACCCCAACACGCCCAUCAUCCGCAAGUCCAGGGGCACCUCCACCCAGGGCACCUCCACUCACGCCUCCUCCACCCAGCUGGCCAUGCUGGACGACCAGAGGAGCAAGGCAGGCAGCGUGCACAGCAAAGUGAGCAGCUACCACGGCAGCCUGCACCGCUCACGUGACGGCCGGUACACCCCCUGCAGCUACAGAGGCAUAGAGGAAAGACUCCCUCACGGCAGCAUGUCCCGGCUCACCGACCACUCCCGGCACAGCAGCUCCCAUCGGCUCAACGAGCAAUCGCGCCACAGCAGCAUCAGGGACCUGAGCAGCAACCCCCUGACACACAUCACACACGGCACCAGCAUGAACCGCGUCAUCGAGGAGGACGGGACCAGCGCUUGAGCCUGGCGGCGCUGCUCAGCAUUACCGCGCCUCUGGGCAGCUGCUGCUUUCGCGCAUCAGCAAGCCGAGGCCGGCUUCUCCGUUCUGAAGCCACCGUUCUCAUGCCUGCAUCAGAGCUAGUGUUCAGCAAGCUUGAGUCACUGAGCACCGAGCUGCCUGCCUCGUUUGGGCCUCUCUGUAGGUAAUUAUUUAUUUGAUAACUGUUAUUUACCCAUCAGCCAUCGUUGCUGAAUUCCUUAUUCUUGAAGAAAAACCUUCUCCUCCCUCCGACGUGUCGUCACAUCAGCAGGUGCCACCACAGACAGCUCGCUGGCAGUCACACCCACGUGUUUUCUAAUGGGCAUAAGGAAAUUCUUGGAUAUUGAAGGAAUUCCUCCACAUCUCUGACCCGAUAACAAAGCAAUUCUUGGUUUCACAGAGGGAGAGGCCCGUACUCAGUGCUGUACAAAGGACGUCUGGGAGGUAGCGGCAGCGUUUGUAACAGAUAACACUGGAAAUGCAACGGAGGAGCAGCGUUUGGGAGGAGAGAGGAGAUGGCUGAGGAUCACCAGCUCCUCCCAGGGCUGCUCAAGCUCAGCUGUGGGGAUGGGUGGAGGGAGGGGGAGGAAGGAGGCAAGGAAGGGCGCUUUUUGUAUAACUUGCAUUGUCCUUGCUUUUUUUACAAGAUACUAUUUAAAUUUUCUACUUGUUUACAAUUUAUGUAGGAAGAGAGGAAUUUUAAAACCAGUUAUCUAGAUAAUAUUCAGCCACUUAUUUUUAGAUUAUUGUACAAAAGCUGAGAUUGCCCAUUCCCAAUCUAUUUAAAAACAGAAAGAGCUGAAUUUGUCCCCCACACUGGGCCGGGCAGCCUUCUCACCAACAGAACAAACCCUGCUGACCGGCCCACAGAGCAGGUGAGGAAUGCUGGGGCUGAAAUGGCUGCGAGGAGCUCCCUCAGGGCUGGGCUGUGUUCCUGGGGCUUUGCUCUGUGCUGAGGUCGGGCACUGGGGCACGGCACUGAGCCCAACCCUCCUUGCUGCUGGAGGAGCAGGCAGGUAUCCGUGCUCUCAUGAUCAACCUUUACUCCAGGUUGUUUUCUUUUCAUUCCCUACCAUAGGUUCACAGCAGAGAAUUCUCAGUUUGGGCUUUUGUGUGUGUGAAUGGUUUGUUGGGUACAGCAGGUCUUUGCUGGCCCAGCAGGCAGAAGUCAAGGUGCGUUCCUGAUGGCACAGUUGAUCUUUGGAGGCGUCUGCUGUCAGAUCCGCUCAGCGUGAGCAGCGCUGGCUGCACCUAAACCUACCUCAGUAAUGACUGCAGAUCACUGCUGGGAUACGAAUGCCUCUUUUUCAUUGUCCUUGCAUAAUUCCCUCCUUCACCUGCUUGAGGCAAAUUGAGAAGCCUCUGUACAUGUUUAGAUGGCACAGCCUUGAGGGCAGCAACAGGGCAACAAGCGCCUGCACACUGCAGAGACUGAGCAGCGCUGCGAUGACUCACGCUAAUUGCAGCUGAUGACACAACAGCAGGGCACGUAGCCGUGCUCUCUUUGAGAUCACAGGUUGCUCUGGGACUCACAGUGGAUUUAGAAACACACUUACUAACUUUCUGCUUCAAAGGGAGGGUAGUUUUUGGAAUCUGAAUCUGCAAAAGAAGCCAAAUAUCUGAGUUCUUGUAAACACUGAACUGAUGAAGGUCAAGUGUUAACGUUGAUCUCUUUGGCUGAAUUUCCAGUGCUCCUUUCUUGUUAAUUGCAGCAGUGCUUUGACUUGCUUAGAGGCAGGGAGGGGAGUGGUGGAGGUCUGAUGUACAUCCUCCCAGAAAUUAGCUAAUUUGUGAGGUUUAAUCCCCGUGCUUUUCCUGGUGGGGUGUUUAAGCAGUCCCUUGCUCAUCUAUUGUAUACACAUGGUUGGAGAGUGCUCUCGUCACCCAGAAAAGGGAUUAAGAUGGAAAAACUUGGGCUUUUUGUUACCCUUACCUCUGUAACCCCAAGCUUUUCCUUUUAUCUUCCCAACCUGAACCAACACGCUGCUCCUGCACAGCAUUCCUCCUCCCUGGGACUCAAAGACCUUCUUCCCAACAGCCUGUUUCAGGGGGAAGAUGGCCUCACCCUGGAUGCACUCGCAGGGCUGGGGCUGCCAAACCUUUGCAUUUCAGGGUGUGGAAGCUUUCUGGGUGACCUGGGCACGUUUAGGUGGUGCUUUCCUGUUAGCAUCCCAUCAUGGAAUUGUGAGUCAAUGCUGUGCUUGUGCUGCAUGGAAAGGCAGCAUGGAUCCACCUCCCUGUUGGGUCCACAGGGGUAAUCUUUUGUGGAGCCUAAAAGCCAAACUGCAGCAAAAAGCCUCAAUUGUCUGUAAAUUACUCUGCUCUCAAGUGCUCUGCGUUUUCUUAGCACCUAGACCUCAGUUUAACAGCACAGGCUUCAGCUAUUGGUUGUACAAACAGCACCCAAGGACAGACUGCAUCGGUGCCUGUCCUGAAUCCAGCUGGAAGCAGGGCAUGCACUGCCAGGUGCUCCCAACCCCGGGGGCUGCUGGAGGAGCCCACAGCUCAGCGAGGUGCUUGCAGCAGAGCACCCCAAAGCAGCAGCAAUGGGAAGCUGCACAGCAUCCCCAAGUGCUUCAGCCCUAACGACCGAAUGUAGACUUGAAUGUGAAAUUCCCCUCCUAUGCCAAUGUUUUAUAAACAGACUGGGGUUCAUUGUGGCACACGGCGGGAUGUUCUGUGUGCAUUUUGUGCAGCCCACGGCUGCAGGGCUGUGGUUGCUCAUCCCACGCUUACACUGGGGCUGUACCUUCAUUUCUGCUGCUGUGCUCAGCUCUCCGUGGGCUCAGUUCCAGUAGUCCCGUGUCGCUUCGGUAACGUUUAAUUUUUAGCACUUUACCUGUGAGUGUACAAACUGGUUAUUCUGUAGUAGGUGUACAUUUUCAUUUUAGACCUUUAAGAGUUUUUAAUAAAACCAUGUAAAAAUCCCGGUCCUGUUGUCCAAAACUCU